Molecule: messenger RNA, 549 nt
Organism: Cooperia oncophora
Lineage: Eukaryota; Metazoa; Nematoda; Chromadorea; Rhabditida; Trichostrongylidae
Source: the annotation of a GenBank genome assembly
AUGACGGCUGAGUAUGUUCGAGGAAGGAGUGAAUUGGCACGAAUGUACCGCAGGAAUAUAGUGCGAUACUGCGAGCUGGCACAAGUCUUGGUGUUCCGAGAUAUCAGUAUGAGAACAAGGCGACGGUUUCCUACACUAGACACGGUGGUGGCCGCAGGAUUUAUGAUGCCACAUGAAAAAGAGCGAUUUGACGAAAUUCAGUACCGCUACUCCAAGUACUGGCUUCCUUUUCAAUGGGCCCUGUCGCUCACUUAUGAUGCUCGGAAAAGGGGGCUGAUUGAAAGUGACUACUACCAAGUUGUUGUUCAGGAGGAAAUCAAAAAAUUCCGCACGGGUUUAGCUUGGAUUUGCAACUACGACUGGGUACCUAUCCCUAUCAUGUACCCGCAGCUUGUCUGCCUAGCUGUUCAUACGUACUUUAUUGUAUGCCUCUUGGCAAGGCAGUAUAUUGUUUCUGACCUCGCGGAUAAUAAGACAGAGGUGAGUGCUUGGGAACUGGUUUCAAAAAAAAGUAAUAAUGUUGAGACUGAACUUUUUACUUCCUUCUGA